GGACUUCUCGCCAUUAACACUGGUGGCUUCUCGUGCUUAACAUACUCAAUCUCUUUCGUAGGAAAGCAUGAUGCAAAUCAUCCUGCUGCUUAGCGUUGUGGCGCUAUCUGCUGCACGUCCUGAUGUUUCCCACGUAAUCAAUGGGGUGCCAUCUUUUGACUAUGGCGUACCACUUAUUGGAGCUCCAAAUGCCUUCAAUCAAGUCACGGCAUCACCAAAGCUCUACUCUUCAGCUACGCAGAAUCUCUUGGCGCGGCUGACAAAGGAGGAUGUGACAGGCUAUGACUACCCCAAGCCUACGAUACCCUUUGACCUUCCAGCACCAAGUUCAGUGUCCAUUGUGCAGACAAAUUUGGAUGAGAAUAGACAGUAUUUGCCACCAGUUGCUGAAACUCGUGUCUCUACGACUGUGGUCCCCAUAUCUACGACUGCAAAGUAUCUUCCACCUCGGGUAGCUGCUGCAUCCACCCCCAGACCACUUCUUGCCAAUCGUGACUACUUGCCUCCUCUUCGUCCAGCAGCAUCAGCUGUUAGCCCAAGGGUUGUUAAUCGUGACUACUUACCCCCUGUCACAACGGAAAAGCGUGUUUCCACCACAACAUACGUCCCUCCAGUAACUUCUGAGACUCGCAUCUCUUCAGCUGCAUACCUUCCACCGGCAACAGCUGAGACUCGCAUCUCAACCACAACGUAUGUUCCAGCACGCCCUGCUGUAAUCUACAAUCGUACACCAAUCCCAGCUGCUGCAUCUCCCGUUCCUGUAACAGUGGCAGCCGAAGAGACCACUGGGUAUGAUUAUCCCAAACCCACGGUGAAGUUCGAUUUACCCAGCCCAAGUCCCACAAAUGAUGCACCUGUUGUUGUCCCAUCAACAUCCCGCGAGUACCUUCCACCAGUUGCACCAUCCGUGCCAAUACCUUCACCAUCAGCUCCACCACUAAUUCUCAUUCCAAGUUCAACGACACAACAGACGGUGAUCUCUUCAACACAACCCGACCUACCACCAGCACCGGAAGUCAUCCUACCAAGUCACACACUCGACGAGGAUGGCUACAAAUAUCGCAUACCAGACAAACCCUUCAACUUCUAAGCACCACACAAGAGAUUAUUCCGAUGGGAAGAAAUUUUAUUUUACUCAUUGAGUUGUGAAAUUUUAGGGGUUGUUUUUCUGUGCGCUACAAUACACCGCAACAGCUAUUACUUUUAUCGCUAUGUCACAACUAUACAAUGUACAUAGUGCUGUAUAUUUGUAUGUAAAUAAAGGCUAUUUGGAAAAAAAAACAUUCAAACGAAAGAAAAAAAAACUCUUUUUAUGAGAAAUAAAUUAAAUUAAUUAGUUCUUGAAAUGAGAAGGUAAAAAAUAAA
Molecule: messenger RNA, 1365 nt
Organism: Lutzomyia longipalpis
Lineage: Eukaryota; Metazoa; Arthropoda; Insecta; Diptera; Psychodidae
Exons: 2
Coding region: 68-1090 (340 amino acids)
Source: RefSeq, a predicted model, not a curated record